UGCAUGGAAGGACGAUGGAACGACUGUCUUUUCUGGAGGAUGCGACAAGCAGGUCAAAAUGUGGCCUCUUUUGUCUGGUGGGCAACCGGUGCCUGUUGCCAUGCAUGAUGGUCCUAUUAAAGAGAUUGCCUGGAUCCCAGAGAUGAAUCUUUUAGCCACAGGAAGUUGGGACAAGACCCUGAAGUAUUGGGAUGCUAGGCAGUCAAAUCCUGUGCAUACUCAACAACUUCCUGAUCGCUGCUAUGCAAUGACUGUAAAAUAUCCGCUGAUGGUUGUGGGAACUGCAGAUAGAAAUCUGGUGGUAUUCAAUUUGCAGAAUCCUCAGACUGAGUACAAAAGAAUCCAAUCACCUUUGAGGUAUCAGACAAGAUGUGUUGCUGCUUUUCCGGAUCAGCAAGGUUUUUUGGUUGGCUCAAUAGAGGGAAGGGUUGGAGUACAUCACCUGGAUGAAGCACAACACAACAAGAACUUUACUUUCAAAUGCCACAGAGAGAAUAAUGAGAUAUACUCAGUCAACUCUUUGAAUUUCCAUCCAGUACAUCACACUUUCGCAACUGCUGGAUCUGAUGGUGCUUUUAAUUUUUGGGACAAGGACAGUAAACAGAGACUCAAGGCCAUGCAAAGGUGUAGCCUGCCCAUACCCUGCAGUGCAUUUAAUAAUGAUGGUUCCAUAUUUGCUUAUGCGGUAUGUUAUGAUUGGAGCAAGGGUGCAGAAAAUCACAAUCCAGCGGCAGCAAAGACGCAGAUUUACUUGCACUUACCGCAGGAUGCCGAAGUUAAAGCUAAGCCACGAGCUGGAAAUGCGGGUAGGAAAUGAAGCUUCAUAUUAGAAGGCUUUGAAAGUGGGAUCAACUUUUGGAUGAUUUGUUUUAGUGCAAAAGCUAGAUUUCCCUUCCUCUAAUCCUUUUUACUUUGUGUUUGGUCAUCGAAAGAACGUAGAAUGAACUCAAAAAAAAAAAAAAAAAAAGAACGAAUGUAACUCACACUUUGGGUCCCAGUUUUGGUUAAUUUCUUAGGUCUGUCCAGUUUAGCUACGUGAUGAUUCAUGGAUUUAAUGAUUUGAAGGGCAUGUACAGAAUGAUGCCUAUUUUGUCAGCUAUUCUUGUGAAUGGACGAUUGAUGAAUUUUUGGUUUAUGAA
This is a messenger RNA of Neltuma alba, 1139 nucleotides long. RefSeq names its product protein RAE1-like. The coding region runs from base 59 to 817 and encodes 252 amino acids. NCBI's taxonomy places the organism in Eukaryota, Viridiplantae, Streptophyta, Magnoliopsida, Fabales, Fabaceae. The transcript is spliced from 8 exons. The record is from RefSeq and is a predicted model, not a curated record. Gene Ontology annotation, molecular function: protein binding.